Messenger RNA from Menidia menidia (Atlantic silverside), 960 nucleotides. The record is from the annotation of a GenBank genome assembly. NCBI's taxonomy places the organism in Eukaryota, Metazoa, Chordata, Actinopteri, Atheriniformes, Atherinopsidae.
CUGCCCUUCGACCACACGCGGGUGGUGCUGAACGACGGCGACUCCAACGAGCCGGGCUCCGACUACAUCAACGCCAAUAUCAUCAUGGUAGUAUCUGCCGCCAUGCCGGAGCUGGACUUGAAGUGCAACAGCGCCAAGCUGAAGAAGAGAUACAUCGCCACUCAAGGCUGCCUGCAGAACACCAUCAGCGACUUCUGGCGAAUGGUGUUCCAGGAAAACUCCCGGGUCAUCGUCAUGACAACCAAAGAGGUGGAAAGAGGGAAGAGUAAGUGUGUGAAGUACUGGCCCGACGCGUCGGCGCUGAAGGAGUACGGCGCCAUGCGCGUCCGCAACGUCAAGGAGACGUCGGCCCACGACUACAUCCUGCGAGAGCUGAAGCUGUCCAAAGUGGGGCAGGGCAACACGGAGCGCACGGUGUGGCAGUACCACUUCAGGGCCUGGCCGGACCACGGCGUCCCCACCGACCCGGGCGGCGUGCUGGACUUCUUGGAGGAGGUCAACCUGAAGCAGGAGAGCAUUCUGGACGCGGGGCCGAUAGCGGUCCACUGCAGUGCAGGGAUCGGCCGGACGGGGACCUUCAUCGUCAUCGACAUGCUGAUCGACGUGAUCAGGGAAAAAGGGGUGGACUGUGACAUCGACGUGCCAAAGACCAUCCAGAUGGUGCGCUCCCAGCGCUCCGGCAUGGUGCAGACGGAGGCCCAGUACCGCUUCAUCUACAUGGCCGUGCAGCACUACAUCGAGACGCUGCAGCGCCGCAUAGAGGAGGAGCAGAAAAGCAAGAUUAAAGGCCGCGAGUACACCAACAUUAAGUACUCUUUGUCCGACCUGACGGGCGGAGAGCAGAGCCCCCUGCCGCCCUGCACCCCCAUCCCCACCCCCGUCUGCGCAGAGAUGAGGGACGACAGCUCCAGAGUGUAUGAGAACGUGGGUCUGAUGCAGCAGCAGAAGAGCUUCAGAUGA